Dipodomys ordii (Ord's kangaroo rat) is the source of this 1613-nucleotide messenger RNA. RefSeq names its product semaphorin-4D-like. The record is from RefSeq and is a predicted model, not a curated record. NCBI's taxonomy places the organism in Eukaryota, Metazoa, Chordata, Mammalia, Rodentia, Heteromyidae. The annotation marks the transcript as partial. The transcript is spliced from 12 exons. Gene Ontology annotation, biological process: semaphorin-plexin signaling pathway; neural crest cell migration; ossification involved in bone maturation. Gene Ontology annotation, molecular function: chemorepellent activity; semaphorin receptor binding.
AUGUGUGGCCCCAUCAGAGGGCUGCUUCUGGCGUUAGUGGUGGAAUUUGGGACGGUGGUAGCAUUUGUAUCCAUACCCCGGCUGACCUGGGAGCUUGGAGAAGUAGAACUGAUGCAGUUUCAUGAGCCAGGCAUAUCCAACUACUCAGAGCUGCUGCUGAACAAGUACCAGGACAUAUUGUAUGUGGGUGCCCAGGAGGCCAUCUUUGCACUGAAUGCACUCAACAUCUCCCAGAAGCAGCUGGAGGUACACUGGAAGGCCUCAGAUGAGACAAAAGCAGACUGCAUAGAAAAAGGCAGAUCAAAAGAGAAAGAAUGCUUCAACUAUGUUCGAGUGUUGCAGCACUUAACAUAUGAUACCCUGUAUGUGUGUGGGACCAAUGCAUUCAAGCCCACAUGUGACUAUGUGAACAAAAAAUCCUUUAAAUUUCUGUGGUCAGAGCAAGAUGGCAGAGGAAAGUGUCCCUUUAACCCUUCACACACAUAUACAUCUGUCAUGGUUGAUGGAGAGCUUUAUGCUGGGACAACAUAUAAUUUUUUGGGAAGUGAGUUCAUCAUCUCCCGAACCUAUUUCUCCAGUCAUCUGCGGACAGAGUCUGACAUCCCAUGGCUACAUGAGCCUAACUUUGUCCAUGCUGAUGUGAUAAGAAAAACUCCCUCUGGUUACAAGAGUGAUGAGAACAAAGUCUACUUUUUCUUCAAUGAAGUGUCUGUGGAGUAUGACUUUUUUUUCCAGUUAAAGAUUCCCCGCAUUGCAAGAGUGUGUGUGGAUGACCAGGGUGGCCAGAAAAUCUUGCAGAAUAAGUGGACAUCCUUCCUGAAGGCCAAGCUACUCUGCUCCCAGCCAGACCUAGGCCUGAUCUUCAACAUAUUGAAAGAUGCCUUUGUACUGCGCCACCCAAGAUCCAAGGAACCUGUUAUCUAUGCACUCUUUACACCCCAACUGAACAAUGUGGGUCUGUCUGCAGUCUGCACCUAUGCACUGUCCACGGUGGAGGCAGUGUUCUCUCGUGGAAAAUACCUGCAGAAAUUCUGUGUGGAUUCCUACCCCAAGUGGGUUAUUUACCAUGGUGAGGUGCCCACACCUCGGCCUGGAAUGUGCAUUAACAGUGAGACACGGGCAGCCAACUACAACAGCUCUUUGGAUUUACCAGACAAAACACUGCUGUUCGUCAGAGACCACCCUUUGAUAGAAGAGUCAGUAACUCCAAUAGGCAACAGACCCAUAUUAGUAACAAAAGAUGUCAACUACACCCAGAUCGUGGUGGACAGGACCCGGGCCCUGGACAAGAACUUCUAUGAUGUCAUGUUUAUCGGCACAGCACGGGGCACCCUGCACAAAGCUGUCCAACUGGAGAAGGGCAUGCACAUCAUUGAGGAGACACAGCUUUUCAGGAACUCUGAGCCAGUCCAAAACCUCUUGCUGUCUUCAAAGAAGGGCAGCAAGUUUGUCUAUGCCAGCUCCAACUCAGGAGUGGUCCAGGUUCCUCUGGCCUUCUGUAGGAAGCACAGCAGCUGUGAGGAGUGUGUGCUGGCACGGGACCCUUACUGCAUCUGGAGCCCCUUUAAGGCUGCCUGUGUGGCUUUCUCUGAGGCUCUGAACUGCACCAGGAG